Linum tenue is the source of this 522-nucleotide messenger RNA. Lineage: Eukaryota; Viridiplantae; Streptophyta; Magnoliopsida; Malpighiales; Linaceae. The record is from the annotation of a GenBank genome assembly.
AUGGGGAGAGGGAAGAUUGUGAUUCGGAGGAUCGAUGAUACGACGAGCAGGCAGGUGACUUUCUCAAAGAGAAGAAAGGGGCUGAUGAAGAAGGCGAAAGAGCUGGCCAUUCUCUGUGAUGCUGAGGUUGGGCUCGUCAUCUUCUCCAGCACUGCCAAGCUUUACGACUUCGCCAGCACCAGCUUGAAAUCGGUCAUUGAAAGGUACAACAAAGCCAAAGAGGAACAACAACACCAACUGUCAAAUUUAACUUCACAAUUCCAGUUUUGGCAAAAGGAGGUCGAAAUUUUGAGGCAACAACUGUACACUUUGCAGGAGAAUCAUCGCAAAUUUAUGGGCCAACAUCUUUCUGGAUUGAGUUUCAAAGACCUCCAAAGUCUAGAGAAGCAGUUGGAGACAAGCCUGAGGGGCAUUCGAACAAAAAAGGGAAACCUCAUUCAUCAAGAUAAUUUAGAGCUCUAUAAGAAGGUCAGCCUCAUAGGCCAAGAAAACUUGGAGUUGUACAAGCAGGUAGCUAGCUAG